GCCAUGCAAGUGACGGUGGAAUAUCACCCAAUGGAGACCGGGCACCAUUCCACAUCCCUGGCAGUGCACUGCGACAGAGAUGAAGAUACCCACACCAGACUUCUUGGAAAAGCUAAGGACUUCAACAUCGGGCUGGACAAGUACUCUUUGGAAUUUGACAAGACUUAUCUCACACUGUCAAGCUACAGAACCAUGGUCAUCCACAACAGAACUAACAUCACAGCCCAGUUCCAGUGGAAGGCUUUUGCUACUGAGGCAGAGGAGCAUCCACAGAAGAUCAGGCUGUCUCUCAAUCUGUCUUGGCCACCCCAGGAGAUAGCAAGGCUCUUGUGA
This is a messenger RNA of Chiroxiphia lanceolata (lance-tailed manakin), 333 nucleotides long. Its product is annotated as hydrocephalus-inducing protein homolog. NCBI's taxonomy places the organism in Eukaryota, Metazoa, Chordata, Aves, Passeriformes, Pipridae. The transcript is spliced from 3 exons. Gene Ontology annotation, biological process: axonemal central apparatus assembly; cilium movement. Bases 4 to 333 code for a protein of 109 amino acids. Gene Ontology annotation, cellular component: axoneme. The record is from RefSeq and is a predicted model, not a curated record.